Messenger RNA from Scophthalmus maximus (turbot), 2284 nucleotides. RefSeq names its product MAF1 homolog, negative regulator of RNA polymerase III b (gene maf1b). Lineage: Eukaryota; Metazoa; Chordata; Actinopteri; Pleuronectiformes; Scophthalmidae. Bases 552 to 1289 code for a protein of 245 amino acids. The record is from RefSeq and is a predicted model, not a curated record. The transcript has 8 exons. Gene Ontology annotation, cellular component: nucleus. Gene Ontology annotation, molecular function: RNA polymerase III core binding. Gene Ontology annotation, biological process: negative regulation of transcription by RNA polymerase III.
GGCUUACAAGGCACAACCUUCGUUGUUUUGGUGAGAAUAGGGCUGUCGUUGGGGUGACUGACAUUUUGAGGGAAAUUUGACCCGCUUCGAUAUAUUAACAGGCUAGGUAGCUCGUUAGUUGUUACUUUUCUGAUCGAGUCGCUUAGAAAAAAGGCGACUUGAUCUAGCUCAUACAAUUUGCUUUGUGACAUCAGGUUGAAAGGGAUGCCGCUGCAGACAGACUCCGACGGACGCAAACAGUCUCAGGAUUUAAUCUCAUCGCAUUUAAUCGGGAAGAGCAGUUUUUCUAUAAAUUUAAAAGGCCUCAGAAUAAUCCAUUCUCGACCGAAUGCUUUUGUAAAAUGCUCAAGCUCGAGUACAAAUUAAUAGCUCAGCUGUGAAGUGAAGACGGACGUGAAUAUUCAGCAAGCUAACUAAGCUAACGGUGGCAGGUCAACAUAAACGGGGAGCAUUCUUUUUUGCGUCGCCGAGUGGCCUGUUGGGUUAAGAAGACGAGUGUCUGCGGAUUGACUUCUAUUUUUUUUCGUCCCCUACUGAAAACACUGUACGCAAUGAAACUGUUGGAAAACUCCAGCUUUGAAGCUCUUGGCUCCCAGCUGUGUGUUGAAACAGGGGAGUCUCGCAUCCUUGGCAGGAUUGAGAGCUACUCCUGUAAGAUGGCAGGAGAUGAUAAACAUAUGUUCAAGCAGUUCUGCCAAGAGGGGGAGCCCCACGUCCUGGAGGCUCUCUCUCCCCCUCAGUCCACCAGCGCCACCAGCCCUUCACAACUGGGGAAGAGCAGUGAAGAUGGGGAAAACCCUCUGAGUGACAAGUGUUGCAGGAAGACUCUUUUCUACCUCAUCACCACACUCAAUGAGUCCUUCAGGCCAGACUAUGACUUCAGCGCGGCACGUGCCCAUGAGUUCAGCCGAGAACCAAGUCUCAACUGGGUGGCCAAUGCUGUAAACAGCAGCUUGUUUUCAGCUGUAGGAGAGGAGUUCAACGCUCUGGGGCCGGAGCUUUGGAACGCCAUAGACCAGGAAAUUAACCUGCAAAGCUGUGACAUUUACAGCUACAACCCUGAUCUGGACUCAGACCCUUUUGGUGAAGAGGGGAGCCUCUGGUCCUUCAACUAUUUCUUCUACAACAAGAAGCUCAAGAGGAUUGUAUUCUUCACAUGUCGCUCUGUCAGUGUCCUGAGUGGCUAUGGCCGUGAUUGUCUCGACAAUGAGCUGGACAUGGAGCUGGAUGAUGAGGAGGAAAUGGAUGGCUUUACUGAGGACAGGUGCCCCAGAGCUUUGUGCGUGUGAGUUUCCCAGAUAACAGGCCUCGGCCAAAGAAUAUCUGGGUUUUUCUUCCACCUAUUCAUCACUCCAUCCUACCAUUCUUUGUUUUGUGGAUGUUGCUGCCUCACCCAAAGCCAUGUUCACACUUUAGAUUAAUGCAUGUUUGAAGCCUUCUCUUCAGCUGGCGAGCUGCAUACCGUGAGGUGGUGGUCUUUUUUUAAGACCUCACGGUACAUAAACCUCCUUCAUUGAACCGAAAAACCAAGCCCAAGGAGAACAAAACUUCACACACACUGGGCUUUUGUAAACUUUCCUUCAUGGAGAUUUGAGAAGAGACCUCAUUAUGGAUGUGCGGCCAAAGAAGGACAGCAAGCGAGUUGAGUUUCUUGCAAAUGAUGUCAAAGAGGAGUCCAGAUAACACCAGCACCAAACUGAUACAGAAGAAAAUUUAUAAUAUUCCAAACAGGGACGGGGCUGAGUCCAUUUGAAAAAAAUCCAGUUAAUGCUGACUGAUUUAUCAGCUGAAAGCUCAUCUGUUGUUUGUUUGUUGCUUAUGUGACAGUGACGUUACUGUGAGAACUCUUUAGCACUGACUUUGAAAUAUUUUUUAACUAUUAUUGAAUCUUAUUACUGCAAACACUUGUUUGUACUUGUUAAGACAUGAGGGGACGGUCGAGGGAAACUAAUAGGUUGUGGCUUAGAAAACAUCAGCUUUUAUUGAAUGCCAAUUACAUUUUAAUGCUUCAGUUUGUCAUCUAGAUACAGUAUUUUUUAAUUUGUUUAAUCUAUCCCUGGUUGACCCUGAUUUCUAGGUGUCAUUUUUCUUUGCUUGUUACCUCACUGCAAAAGGUAUAACAACAUUUUAACAGAAAGUGACAGAUAUGUUCAGCAUUAUUUUUUAAAAUUUGAAUAGCUCCUCUUUACGUUCCUUAAUAAUUAAAUUUGAGUUCUGUGUCUUUUCUUGACUGCUUUUGCUUUAAUUCGCUGGUAUCGAUGUGAAUAAACUGUUAUUUUAAUGA